Messenger RNA from Trifolium pratense (red clover), 1072 nucleotides. Its product is annotated as UBX domain-containing protein 1-like. The transcript has 10 exons. The coding region runs from base 63 to 1001 and encodes 312 amino acids. The record is from RefSeq and is a predicted model, not a curated record. Gene Ontology annotation, molecular function: protein binding. NCBI's taxonomy places the organism in Eukaryota, Viridiplantae, Streptophyta, Magnoliopsida, Fabales, Fabaceae.
UGGGUGUCAUAUAAUUUGUGUUCUGUAUUUGUUGUAGUCUAUCAUAUUUUAUUUUUGUACAAAUGGCUGUACCAAAAGUGAAUGAAAAAUUGCUUGAAGACCUUCAAGUAAUGGGAUUUCCACAUGCAAGGGCAACAAGAUCACUCUAUUUUUCUGGCAAUAGAAGCUUAGAGGAUGCUAUAACUUGGAUGGUUGAUCAUGAGAAUGACACUGAUAUUGAUGAGAUUCCAUUGGUAGAUGUAGACAUUGAUAUUGAUACUUCUCCAUCAUUCCCUAUCACAGAAGAAAUGAGAAGGAAAGCAGUGGCCUUAAUUGCUAACAAUUUAAGGGACCAAGAGAAGAACAAGAAAAAGUAUGAAGAAAAAAUAAUGGAAAGAGAAAGGGAAAAGGAGAGGAUUCAAGCAGGUAAGAAACUCCUUGAGGCGAAACGAAUCGCGGAAGAAAAUGAAAGAAAACGGAAUUUAGCAUUAAGAAAAGCAGAAAAAGAAGAAGAGCAAAGAGCUAGGGAUAACAUUCUCAAGAAACUAGAGCAAGAUAAGUUAAAUAGAAGGUCUGAACUUGGAUUACCUUUAGAAAGCCAAGCAAAUGUGAGAUCAUCACCAGCCAUUGUAGUAAAGCAAGAAAAGAUAUCAAAGCCUGUUUAUACAACCACAAAAAUUGAACACUUGAGAGAAUGUUUGAGGUCUCUCAAGCGUGAACACAAGGGUGAGAAUACAAGAAUCAGAAGGGCCUUUGAAACACUUCUAGUGUAUGUUGGAAAUGUUGUCAAGAAUCCUAAGGAGGAAAAAUACAGAAAGAUUCGACUGAGUAAUCCAUUAUUCCAUGAUAGAGUUGGAAGUUUAAAUGGAGGUGUAGAAUUUCUUGAGCUAUGUGGUUUUGAGAGAGCUGAUGAGUUCUUGCAUCUUCCAAGUGAAAAGAUUGACAUGGAACUACUAAGUUCAGCUGGUUUUGUCUUAAAUUCUGCAAUGACAAAUCCUUUCUUUGGACUUUUAAGUACUUAACUCAUUAAUUUAGUUUGAAAAAUGAAUUAUUGCACAAGGCAAAGCCAUAUAUAAUGUUAAAUGUUGAGUGC